Messenger RNA from Paramecium sonneborni, 2677 nucleotides. The record is from the annotation of a GenBank genome assembly. NCBI's taxonomy places the organism in Eukaryota, Ciliophora, Oligohymenophorea, Peniculida, Parameciidae.
AUGCAAAACUAAGUGGAUCUAGAUAUUGAUACAGGUCAAUUUGAUACUAUGGAGAGAGACUUUUAGGAGGUCUUACGAGAUUUAGGGACUGAUUAAAACUUAGAAAGAUUUCGAUCUGAAUUUGAUAAGCUUUAUCGUUCGCUUAAAAUCAUUCAUGAGAAUCAAAGACGAUUAAUCAGUAAAUGUAGGGAGUAUAAUGCAGAAAUCUCUUAAAAUGCAUCAAAAGUAUAUAUUUAUUAUGAUUAUAGAUUCAAACUGUUUUAAAAAUGACUGCUGAUGAUUCUGCUGCAAUCUAAUAAUUGAAGACUCAAUUAGAAAAAGCAUACAAAGUGUUGGAAAUUCAAUAAGAUAGGGAAGAGAAGCAUAAAUAAAAGAUUAAAAUACAAGAAAAUGAAAUCAAGUAUAUAUUAUGUAACCAUGUAGAUAACUUAAUCAAACAAUUGAAUAAAGUAAAGCUUUAAAUUCAGGUUAAACUACUACAGUUCAUGAAUUACUAUAGAGAAAAUAAGAAUUAUUAAAAGAAAAAGAAAUUUUAUAAAUUUAAGUAUUGGGAACAAGAUCAGAAAAUUAAUCAAUUCAAGAUAGAAUUAAAUCUCUUGAAGCAUCUAAAGAAUCUGUAACAAAGGAAAAUAAAGUUUUAUAAUAAAUGAAAGCUGAAUUGGAGGAGAAAUUAUAAAAACAUGAAGAUGCUAAAAAUGGAACUUAAGCAGAAUUAGAAAAGAUUAAAAAGGAUUUUGAUUCUCUAAAAGAAGAUGAAAAAUAAUUAGGUAAUGAGAGAAAAAAAAUAAAAAGUGAAAUUGAAAAGGUUACUCUUUAAAACAGUGUGAAAACAAAGGAAAUAGAGAAUUUUAAAUAAGAAAAAAAUAGAGUAGAAAAGGAAUUAAGAGAUAUAAAAGAAAAAUUAGAUUCUGUAGAGAAAAUAAACGAAUAAAUAGAAGAAAAAAUAAAAGAAACUAGAUAGUAAAUUGAAUAAUUUGAGAUUGAAAUUACUUAAUUACAUUAAAAGAUUAAUGAAGGAGAAGAGAAAAAGAAAAAAAUGACAGAAUUAGUGAAAGAAUAAGAAGAAUUAGCUAAAAAGAUAGAAGAAGAAAAACAAUUAGCAAAUAAUGGUUUAAAUUAAUUAGAAGAUGAUAUUUAAGUUGAAAGAAGAUAAGCUUCAGAAGAUAGAUAAAUUAUUGAAGAUUUAAGAAGGGCUAGAAAUAUAUUAUAAAAAGAAAUUGAUAGAUGUGAUAAUAAUAAUAAAAAAAUUGAAGAAGAUUUUAUAGCUAAAUAAAAAUAUUUAAGUGAAAAAUAAAAUGAAUUAGGAGGUUUACAAAAGAAGAUUGAUUAUUUAAAUAAAAAAAUAGCAAAUGUUGAGAAAGAAACAGAAUAAUAAUGUUUAUAAUUUUCAUAAGCUUAAACUAAAUAUUUUCAUUCGUUAGAUGAAAUUAAAUUAAAAGAUUCAUUAAUAAGUGAAUUCUAAAAAAAAAAUAUAGAAACUGAAGCUAAAUUAAAAUAGUAGCAAAAUCUUUAUGAAACAGUUCGAAGUGAUAGAAAUCUUUAUUCAAAAAAUUAUACAGAAAAAUAAUAGGAAAUUGAAAAAAUGAGAAGAAGUUAUAAAAUUGUUAACCAUUAGAUUUCUUAAUUAAAAGAAGAAAUAGAAGCAAAGGGAAAUGCAUUAGCAAAGGAACAUUUAGAACAUAAAAAAAAAGAUAAAACAAUUGAAGAAUAAUCAAGAGUUUUGGAAAAAUACAAAACAGAUAUAGAUGAAAAAGCUGAAAAAAUAAAUAAGUAUAUAAAGAGAGUUGAUAAGCUUCAAUUUACAAUAAAAGAUGAAGAAUAAUAGAUUCAGAAUCUAAAAGAAGAAUUUGAAUUAGUUGUGGCUGAAAGAGAUAUUUUAAGUACUUAAUUAAUAAGAAGAAUAUCAGAAACUAAUCUACUUUAUGAAAAAAUUAAAAUUAAUGAAAGUACUCUUAAAAAAGGGGAAUAAUAAUAUCGAGAGAGAUUAGGAGAUAUUUAAAUGUUAAAAGAAAAAAUAGCUGACUAUAAAAGAGAAAUUAAAGUUUUUAAAAGAGAAGCAGAUACAAUUAAAGAUUUAGAGGGAGAUAUACACAAUUUAACUAAAGAAUUAACAGAAGAGAAAUUGAAAGCCAAAGCAUUAACAGAAGAAUUAGAAAAUCCAAUGAAUGUUCAUAGAUGGAGAAAGUUAGAAGCGACAGAUUCUGAAAAUUAUGAAUUAAUGACUAAAAUUCAUAGUCUUUAAAAGAGACUUAUCUAAAAAACAGAAGAAGUUUUAAUUAAAGAGAAGGUUGUAGAAGAGAAGGAAAAAGAAUUGAAAGCCUUAAAAGAUGAGAUGAAACGAAAGCCAGGACUUGAAGAUUAGGCUAUGAUACCAUAUUAUUAAGAUAGUCUUAGGUAGAAGGAAGAAUAAAUGAAAGCAAUGGAUUAAGAAUUAAGUAUGUAUUAAUCCCACAUAAAUGAAUAUAAAUUAGAAAUAGAUAGAAUCAAUAAAGUAAUAGUUUUAUACAUAUUUUAGGAAUUAUAAAGAGUGAAGUAGAAAUACUUUAAUUAAAAGAAGAGAGAACAGUAACAAAGAGAUCUUCGUAUAUAGGAAGAAUAAGGAUAAUCGAUUUAAGUAAUUUUACCAGAGAAAAAAUUUGUGGGUGGUGGAUUUGCUUUAUAAAAGUGAAAUAUCAAC